Dentiscutata erythropus is the source of this 381-nucleotide messenger RNA. NCBI's taxonomy places the organism in Eukaryota, Fungi, Glomeromycota, Glomeromycetes, Diversisporales, Gigasporaceae. The record is from the annotation of a GenBank genome assembly.
AUGGGCACGAAAAAUAACAUAAAUAAACCACCUCCACGUAAUUUACAAAAAGAAGGAAGAAUUAAAAAACGAAAUGUAUCAUCGAUCUUACGCAAAAAUGGGAUUGUAAAACCUAAUCAAUUAGUAAUACAUGGUAAAGGUAUAUCUAAAAAAAAACAGAAAAGGACAGAAAGACAGCUUCGAUACGAAAUAUGUAGACGUGUUGAAAAAGGUGAAAUGGUGCCAGAAAAAUUAAUCAAUGAAGAUAUGCCAUCCUACAUUAAUAGUUCUAAUAUUAAUAGUCAACAAACCGUAGAAAUGGACAUUGUAUCAUUAGGAUCUGGUACUAUAUUAGGUGCACCUUCUCUUGAACCUGAUCAAAUCAUUCCGGACAACUUUUAA